AUGACUUACUUUAAAGCGAGAUUUGUCGCUGAAAAUAACCCGACUCCGCUGGUUGCGUGUCCAGCUCAGCGGUGCAAUGUCUAUGGUCUGCUGUGUCUUCUUUGCUUAUUACCAAUACGGAGUGAUGGAAUGUUCAUCACAAGCAAUAUGUGUGUUUUUCUGAUUGCCGCACAAAUUUCAUUCAUCGGGUCAGAAAACACAGGAUAUCCUGAACAGUAUAUGUGCAAGAUAGCCACUUGCGUCAUUCACUACUUCUUCAUGUGUGUGCAUUUUUCAUCGUUUGCACACGCUCUCCACCUUUGGUCAAAGUUUGCACCUAUGUGUGUAGAGACAUGCCGACGAAGAGGAGUGUAUGUAUUCACUAUCUGGAUUGUGCCGGCAUUAGUCGUCAUUGCUACCACAAUGUUAAGCGGAGACUUGUAUGCGUCGGAGGAAAGGUGUUGGCUGCCAUCCGAAAGAAACACGCGAAUGGCGUUCCUAUUUCCUGUCUUUCUGAUUCAAGUGGCGAAUUGGAUCCUGUUUGUCAUGAUACUGCGUGCAGGGAUUAUGUUGGACAUGACAAAAGGGAAAGACAAACGAACAAUUCUGAGACAUAUCUGCCUCUCUUCCCUGUCUAUGUUCCCUGUCUUUGGACUGCAAUGGACUCUUGGCUACGCUGUCACCUUUAACCUGCCAAUCGCAUUUCAGUUUGCGUUUGUGGUUCUUGCAUCAGCACAGAUACAUAGAACAAUACACGAAAAAUCGGAACGAGUCACGCCGCAACCGGGACUCGAACUACGGGUCUCUGGAUCAUUAAAGAAAAAAUUGCUACUAGAUGCAUACGUUAUGUAUAAUCCAGUCAAACAACCGUCUAUACAUAGCCAUUAUAACAAGUCACAGACAGCUGAACAGAGACAAGAAAAACAGAGCAAGUGGCCACCAGGUCCAUACGCCAUACCAAUGUCGAGGUAUGGUUGUCCGGAAUCAUGGUCUCGUGGAUGGUCAAAAGGCUUUUUGAAGAUCAACAUGACCGUUUUAGAUAAUAGUCUUGAAAGUAAUUCCUCUGUUUCGGAGUAUAAUUCCGUGAACAUGUAUGAAAACCAUGACUUUUUCAAUUCACCAUUUCGAUCUGAAGAUGUGAAGAUUUAUUUUUGCGUGAAAUUCCGGAAUGAAGUCACACUUGAUCAAGAACAAUGGAUUCCAGGAAACUACAGUAUUUUUAAGAUUGGGUCAUCGUGUCCUACAGAUUUCGAAGAAUCAAGCAAAACACUUCCUGUACCUAGCCAUGUGUCGUAUGGACUCGUUCCUAAUAUUACAGUACCGAAAGGUUCAUCGGAAGAGUUUAUCAACAUUUCCAUGUGUAAAAGAAAACAAUUUACUGACACGAGAGACAACAACACAAUUGUAACAUUCAAAAUGUUGGAAACCGAUUUUAUUCUUGAAAAGGCAAUGUUAAAUUAUUUUCUUUUUUCUAUCACUUUAAUGCAAAGUGCAAUAUUUACAAUUGUCGGCAAACUUAAAGAUAUAGAUUUAGGAAUUUGAUAUCACUCAAGGAUAUCAACAGCUAUCGGAAUACAUACAUGUGUUUUCUUUGUUCACAGUCUGAAUCAUAC
Ruditapes philippinarum (Manila clam) is the source of this 1592-nucleotide messenger RNA. RefSeq names its product adhesion G protein-coupled receptor L1-like. Lineage: Eukaryota; Metazoa; Mollusca; Bivalvia; Venerida; Veneridae. The record is from RefSeq and is a predicted model, not a curated record. Gene Ontology annotation, cellular component: membrane. Gene Ontology annotation, molecular function: G protein-coupled receptor activity. The transcript is spliced from 13 exons. Gene Ontology annotation, biological process: adenylate cyclase-activating G protein-coupled receptor signaling pathway; cell surface receptor signaling pathway. The coding region runs from base 1 to 1521 and encodes 506 amino acids.